AUGCCAUCGGUGGCCUUCUUCAUCGCUCUGGGCCUGCUGCCCGCCGUGGCGCUCGCCACAAAGACCGUCGACACGGCCAACGGCGAGAUCGUCGGCCAUGUCUCGUCCUCCCACGCCGGUGUCGUCGAGUAUCUGGGCAUUCCCUUUGCGCAGCCCCCGGUCGGCAGCCUGCGGUUUGAGGCCCCGGCCAAGCGUUGCAAGCAGGUGUGGAAUGACGGGCUAGACGGGCUAAUCAGAAUGAACAGCGAUUGCCCAUAUACCCUCUCGUCCGCCUACUCGUAUCCAGACGAGUAUGAGCCGGUCUUCACCGAUGUCAUGAAGGCCUUUGUCGGCUCCGAGUACAACCGCACCCAGAGCGAGGACUGUCUGACGCUGAACGUGUGGGCCAACAACGACAGCGAUGAGAAGAAGCCCGUCUACGUGCACUUUUAUGGCGGCCGAUACACCUCUGGGGCGACCAACACGCCCUUCUACUCGGGCGCCGACCUGGCCAGCACCGAGGACGUCAUCGUCGUCACCGCCAACUACCGGAUGAACGUCUUUGGCUUCCCCGGCAUCCCAGACCACUCCUCGAAUCUGGGUCUGUUGGAUCAGCGCGCCGCCGUGGAGUGGGUGCGCGACAACAUCGCCGCCUUUGGCGGCGACGCAAGCCGCAUCGUCAUCUCCGGCCAGUCCUGCGGCAGCGCCAUGGUCGACUACUGGGCUUACGCCUGGCCCGAGGACCCCAUUGUCGCCGGCAUCAUCUCCCACUCGGGCACCUCCCUGAGCUUCGAGGUCAACUCCGCCGACCUGUCCGCCCAGCACUGGGCCGACCUCACCGGUCUCCUGGGCUGCAACACCACCGCCGACGCCCUCGCCUGCAUGAAGGAACAGACUGUCGCCGACCUGCUCGCCAUGGCGGCCACCAUUGCGCCCCCGGCCAGCACCAGCGCUGCCCGCAAACAGCCCUCCUUCGAGCCGACGGUGGACAACGUCACCAUCUUUGCCGACUACGUCACGCUGGCCGACAGCGGCAAGUUUGCGCGUGUGCCCUAUCUGGUCGGCCACAAUGACAACGAGGCCGGCUUCUACAAGAUUGCCGCCUACCUCGAGGGCGCCAAUCUGACCGCCGCCGAAUGGCUCGAGUUCGAGGAAGAGACCUUUGUCUGCCCGUCCGACUUCUCUGCCGCCGCCCGGAUUGCCCACGGAGUCCCCUCGUGGCGGUUCCGCUACUUUGCCGACUGGAACAACACCCGUCUGUACCCGACCAGCGGCGCCUACCACGGCGUCGAUCUCAACAUGGUCUUUGGAAACUCGGCCCUUUACACGGAUAUCCCCGAGUCCGACGCCCAGCUGAAGCUGCAGGCCAAGAUGCAGGCCGCCUGGGCGGCCUUUAUCGCCAAUCCCACGGCCGGUCUGACCAAACUCGGCUUCCCCGAGUUUGACUUGGAUGCUGCCACUCUGAUCAGUCUGGGCUACAACAACGAGGGCGCCAUCACCCUCCGCCACCCGUCCGAGUACAACGCCGCGUGCUCCAACAUUACGCUAUAG
This is a messenger RNA of Penicilliopsis zonata CBS 506.65, 1530 nucleotides long. RefSeq lists its product as hypothetical. The record is from RefSeq and is a predicted model, not a curated record. The coding region runs from base 1 to 1530 and encodes 509 amino acids. Lineage: Eukaryota; Fungi; Ascomycota; Eurotiomycetes; Eurotiales; Aspergillaceae. The transcript has 5 exons.